AUGUUCGGGCCGGCAGUAUGGAUGCGUUUGCUACUCUAUGAGUUUGCAUAUCUUUCCAAGAUACGCCGCCUUAGUAUCUCUCACAACUUCGAUUAUCAGUUUGAACUCGUUGAUAAAGUCCUCUAUACCAAAAUCUUUGGCCAGCUCCCUGCACUGGAAAGACUUGACGUCUUAGAUAAGUCUAAGGACGUAAUGACCAUCUUCUACCUGCCAGCGAUCACUCGCCUAGCUAUCUCAUUGAGGAACCCAGACAGAUUCUAUUUGCUAAUGGGUAAGCCGCCUGCUCUCAAUCUACUCACCUCGUUACACAUAGAUGGCUGGUCAGCGACUUUCAUGCCUAAAACACUUGCCCUUGCGCGGAACCUAAAGGCACUUUCUUGGUCGUAUUUUCCAGAACCCGCGAGUAUUAUACACCUUGAUUUUGAUGAACUCAUAACGGCCCUGUCGUAUGUCAGACAUACGUUGGAAAGAUUACAAUUCAACCUGGCCAUCUACAGUUACGGGGAGUCUAGAUCAUGGCUUGAAGAAUCUCAUCAGUUAACCGACCUGGAUCUGCCAUUAGUGUCUCUGGCAGGCUUUCGGUCUUAUCCUCUGCCCCUAAAGCGCCAUAUUCCCUAUAACGUUGAAGUAAUUUCUCUCUCAAGUGAAUUGCUCCUUAAGAGAGCAGCCCUAUGGAUGGAUGGGGAUGGAAAUUGGCGGGACAGACUCGAUAAGAACGUUCUAAAUAUCCUUCGGUCUUUGUCGUAG
Molecule: messenger RNA, 747 nt
Organism: Clonostachys solani
Lineage: Eukaryota; Fungi; Ascomycota; Sordariomycetes; Hypocreales; Bionectriaceae
Source: the annotation of a GenBank genome assembly